AAGCAGUAUUUCGUUGACUACGUUUUAAAAAACCUAUAUCUAUUAUGUCUGGACGUGGCAAAGGCGGAAAAGUAAAGGGAAAGUCGAAGACUCGUUCCAGCCGGGCUGGACUUCAGUUCCCAGUUGGAAGAAUCCAUCGUCUUCUUCGUAAGGGUAACUACGCUGAGCGAGUUGGUGCUGGAGCUCCAGUUUACUUGGCAGCUGUCAUGGAAUACCUGGCCGCUGAAGUUCUUGAAUUGGCAGGUAAUGCCGCUCGUGAUAAUAAGAAGACUAGAAUCAUUCCACGUCAUCUUCAACUCGCCAUCAGGAACGACGAAGAGUUAAACAAGCUUCUUUCUGGAGUUACCAUCGCUCAGGGUGGUGUCUUGCCUAACAUCCAAGCUGUUCUUUUACCAAAGAAGACCGAGAAGAAAGCUUAAGUUCCAAACAGCUAAUUCAUCAAACAAAGAACAAUCGGCCCUUUUCAG
This is a messenger RNA of Belonocnema kinseyi, 467 nucleotides long. RefSeq names its product histone H2A. The record is from RefSeq and is a predicted model, not a curated record. Gene Ontology annotation, molecular function: protein heterodimerization activity; structural constituent of chromatin; DNA binding. Gene Ontology annotation, cellular component: nucleosome. Lineage: Eukaryota; Metazoa; Arthropoda; Insecta; Hymenoptera; Cynipidae. Bases 45 to 419 code for a protein of 124 amino acids. The transcript has a single exon.